Messenger RNA from Yarrowia lipolytica CLIB122, 1509 nucleotides. RefSeq lists its product as uncharacterized. Gene Ontology annotation, cellular component: mitochondrion. The record is from RefSeq and is a predicted model, not a curated record. Gene Ontology annotation, molecular function: FAD binding; proline dehydrogenase activity. Lineage: Eukaryota; Fungi; Ascomycota; Dipodascomycetes; Dipodascales.
AUGUUCCGACCUGCAUACUUGCGCCGAUUGCCAACCCUAAAGGCCUCCACCCGGCUUAUUUCCACCUCGCUCAAGUCCAACCAGCCCCUGGCGACCAACAACCCUCCUGCUCCCCUGUCCAAGGCCGAUGUGCCCCAGACCAUGCAGCAGCUCGGAAACCUGCCUGGAGGCUCUCCCGUGACCGGUCCCGGCCAUCACAACCUGUCCACCCUCUCGCCCUCCCCCUUUGGAGGCGAUAUUGCAUCCGCCGAGGACCGAUCUUCCGACUCCCACGAGGCCCGUCUGCUCCCCGAGAACCACCCUCCCAUGUACCUCUCUUCCAUGAAGACCUCGGACGUGGUUGCUCUCAUGCUCACUUCGGCAGCAACUUCCCACCCCACUCUCAUCAAGCUGUGCACCAAGCUCAUGCCCUACACCCCCAACGCGCUCAUCAAGGCCAUUGUCUACUCGCUGUACUGCGGCGGCGCCAACCACGCUGAGGUCGUCGAGACCGGCAAGAAGCUGCUGGAUCGAGGCUUUGGCAACAUGAUGCUGUCCUACUCCGUUGAGGACGCCGAGGGAGGAGACUCUGCCAACGCUCUGAUGGACUCUGCCGUUGAUUCCAUCAUCGAGUCCAUUGACAAUGUCCUGGUCAAGUACGCUCACGAGUCCGAGAAGAAGACCGGCAAGUCCAUCACCGGCUUUGUGGCUCUCAAGCCCACCGGUCUGAUGAAGAACGCCACCGCCAUUCUCCGAAACCACGACAAGCCCGAGUACGCCGAGCAGUGGAAGCAGUACCUCGCCGUGUGCCGAAAGAUCUGCCGACACGCUGCCGAGAACGGUGAGGGCAAGGUUGGAAUUGUUUUUGACGCCGAGAAGAAGGUUCUCCAGCCCGGUGUCUACGCUGCCCAGCGAGCCAUGAUGCAGGAGUUCAACGUCAACGGAGCCGUCCCCGUGAUUGGCACCAUCCAGAUGUACCUCCAGGACUCCAUUAUUCAGCUGCAGGACGACAUUUCUCACGCCGCUGCCAACGGAUACCAGAUCGGCAUGAAGCUGGUGCGAGGAGCCUACAUCCACUCCGAGCCCGACCGAUGGACCACUAUUCACCGAACCAAGGAGGACUCUGACAUUUCUUACAACCGAGGCGUGGCUCUGUGCCUCGACGGCAUCAUCCCCGAUAUCCAGUCCGGCACCCACCACUCUGCUGUUGGUAAGCUGAUUGUCGCUUCCCACAACGAGUGCUCCAUGGCUCUGGCUGCCCACAGACUGUCUGCUGACCUCACUCCCGAGCAGCUCGAGUCCCAGGACAAGGUCAUCUUCGCCCAGCUCAUGGGCAUGGCUGAGGAUCUGGGUGAGGAGCUCGCUCACCGAGGCUACAAGGUGCUCAAGUACGUGCCUUGGGGUCCCGUUAACGAGACCAAGGACUACCUGGUGCGACGAAUGGAGGAGAACGGCGACACUCUUUCCGAUGGCGGCAUGACUGUUGCUUUCCAGUGUGCCACCGAGCUUGCCAAGCGACUGGUGAAGUAA